Messenger RNA from Alternaria hordeiaustralica, 267 nucleotides. RefSeq lists its product as uncharacterized. The transcript has 2 exons. Bases 1 to 267 code for a protein of 88 amino acids. NCBI's taxonomy places the organism in Eukaryota, Fungi, Ascomycota, Dothideomycetes, Pleosporales, Pleosporaceae. The record is from RefSeq and is a predicted model, not a curated record.
AUGGGUGUCCCUUACGUCAUCGUCAAGGGCAAGGCCCGUCUCGGAACGGUCGUCCACCAGAAGACCGCCGCUGUUCUCGCUCUUACCGAGGUCCGCUCCGAGGACAAGAACGAGCUCCAGAAGCUCGUCACCGCUGUCAACGACGGUUACCUCGAGUCGCACCACAAGGACGCUGCCCGCCACUGGGGAGGUGGUAUCAUGGGUGCCAAGGCCAACGCCCGCAUGGAGAAGAAGAGGAAGGCCAUCGAGAGCGCUAUCAAGAUCUAA